AUGCCUUCCACGGAGGAAUUGCUCAAGCGACAGAUAGGCGGGCAGUCCAUCCCAACGAUCCCGGUAUGCAUUCCUCCUGAGGUGACAUCUCCUUUGACCGGCAGCUACCCAAAGUCGGCGGUAACCACGGUGCAGACUGGCACGAACUGCGGUCCAUACGGUGACCCGCCUGCUCAAGUGCUCGACAAUCUGGAGUCGCCGAAUGGCCUGCAGGACUACUUGCAAAUCUGCCACGGCGAAAUCAUCACCAUGACGGACAAAGGUGGCGACAAGCGAGCGGUGUGCUUCUACGCGAACCCAAAGUCGACCGAGGCCAAACCACUGCCACUGCUUGUGUAUCUGCACCCUUCGCUGGCAGGCACGACGGUCACGUUCCCACUGACCGGGAUCGACGGGGUACGCGACACGCAGUCGCUCAACAAUGAGGAUGCGGAUCGUCUCGGAUUCUCGUACAUCCUACCAGCGGGCAGGAACACGGUGCACCAGUAUCCCUUCCCAGACGACAAGGGGCUGGGAUGGGACAACUGGUACCGCAACGUUGACCGCUCAUCACCCGAUCUCAACAUCGACGUUGACUUUAUCGACAAGACCAUCGCCUACGCCAAAAGUCACGUUGCAGUCGAUAAGCGUCGAGUGUUCCUCACAGGAUGGUCAAACGGUGCCUCCAUGGCCGAAUUGUACGCCGCACAGACGGAUGGGAUCGCAUCAGCCGCCGUGUACUCUGCUCCAGACCCGUAUCGCGACUCGCAAGACCCUUGCACGCAGGUGCCGUACCCCAAGUAUGCUACGCCUAUUCGCGAUGUGCACAACUACUGCGACAUUCUUGGCAUCUGCACGACGGGCAAGUACUACAACGAUGAUCUCAAGAAACGAUAUCCUUCGCUGCAAAAGAGUCUGGUGGUGAUCGAUGUGCUUACCACGGCGGUCAAGAGCCAAGACGCCAACGCGCAGUGCGAUCCGGCUUGCCAAGGUGCGUGCGGGAUUACGACGGGUACGUUGGCGCACACCCGUUGGCCGGUAGCGCGCAACACCGAUACCUUCUUUUCGUUCAUGCGAGACCACCCUCUGCCCAAGUCCGGUACUUGGGGAGCCCCUUGA
Messenger RNA from Pseudozyma hubeiensis SY62, 1098 nucleotides. RefSeq names its product carbohydrate esterase. The coding region runs from base 1 to 1098 and encodes 365 amino acids. The transcript has a single exon. Lineage: Eukaryota; Fungi; Basidiomycota; Ustilaginomycetes; Ustilaginales; Ustilaginaceae. The record is from RefSeq and is a predicted model, not a curated record.